Molecule: messenger RNA, 10071 nt
Organism: Macaca mulatta (Rhesus monkey)
Lineage: Eukaryota; Metazoa; Chordata; Mammalia; Primates; Cercopithecidae
Gene: FBN1
Product: fibrillin 1
Molecular function (GO): calcium ion binding
Source: RefSeq, a predicted model, not a curated record
GUGGUGAUGAGGGGGAUGAAGGAGGGGGUGUCAUUUUCUUUUUCUUUCUUUUUUUUAAAAAAGUAUUUCUCUCGCGAGAAACCGCUGCGCGGACGAUACUUGAAGAGGUGGGGAAAGGAGGGGGCCGCGGGAGCCGCGGCAGAGACAGUGGGUGCCACAAGCGGACAGGCGGCCACAGCUGGGACAGCUGCGAGCGGAGCGGAGCAGUGGCUGUAGCGGCCACGACUGGGAGCAGCCGCCGCCGCCUCCUCGGGAGUCGGAGCCGCCGCUUCUCCACUGGCAGGGGCCGCCUGAAGUGGGAGCAGCGCCUGGAGAAGGCGGGAGGAGCCCGGCCCGGGGGACGGGCGGCGGGAGAGCGGGACCCCGGCGGCGCGGUGCGCUUCAGGGCGCAGCGGCGGCCGCAGACCGAGCCCCGGGCGCGGCAGGAGGCGGCGGGAGCCGGCGGCGGCUCGGCAUCAUGCGUCGAGGGGGCCUGCUGGAGAUCUUCCUGGGAUUUACCGUGCUUUUAGCGUCCUACACGAGUCAUGGGGCGGACACCAAUUUGGAGGCUGGGAACGUGAAGGAAACCAGAGCCAGUCGGGCCAAGAGAAGAGGCGGCGGAGGACACGACGCGCUUAAAGGACCCAAUGUCUGUGGAUCACGUUAUAAUGCUUACUGUUGCCCUGGAUGGAAAACCUUACCUGGCGGAAAUCAGUGUAUUGUCCCCAUUUGCCGGCAUUCCUGUGGGGAUGGAUUUUGUUCGAGGCCAAAUAUGUGCACUUGCCCAUCUGGUCAGAUAGCUCCUUCCUGUGGCUCCAGAUCCAUACAACACUGCAAUAUUCGCUGUAUGAAUGGAGGUAGCUGCAGUGACGAUCACUGUCUCUGCCAGAAAGGAUACAUAGGGACUCACUGUGGACAACCUGUUUGUGAAAGUGGCUGUCUCAAUGGAGGAAGGUGUGUGGCCCCGAAUCGAUGUGCCUGCACUUACGGAUUUACUGGACCCCAGUGUGAAAGAGAUUACAGGACAGGCCCAUGUUUUACUGUGAUCAGCAACCAGAUGUGCCAGGGACAACUCAGCGGGAUUGUCUGCACAAAAACGCUCUGCUGUGCCACAGUCGGCCGAGCCUGGGGCCACCCCUGUGAGAUGUGUCCUGCCCAGCCUCACCCCUGCCGCCGUGGCUUCAUUCCAAAUAUCCGCACGGGAGCUUGUCAAGAUGUGGACGAAUGCCAGGCCAUCCCCGGGCUCUGUCAGGGAGGAAAUUGCAUUAAUACUGUUGGGUCUUUUGAGUGUAAAUGCCCUGCUGGACACAAAUUUAAUGAAGUGUCACAAAAAUGUGAAGAUAUUGAUGAAUGCAGCACCAUUCCUGGGAUCUGUGAUGGGGGCGAAUGUACAAACACAGUCAGCAGUUACUUUUGCAAAUGUCCUCCUGGUUUUUACACCUCUCCAGAUGGUACCAGAUGCAUAGAUGUUCGCCCAGGAUACUGUUACACAGCUCUGACAAACGGACGCUGCUCUAACCAGCUGCCACAGUCCAUAACCAAAAUGCAGUGCUGCUGUGAUGCCGGCCGAUGCUGGUCUCCAGGGGUCACUGUCGCCCCUGAGAUGUGUCCCAUCAGAGCAACCGAGGAUUUCAACAAGCUGUGCUCUGUUCCUAUGGUAAUUCCUGGGAGACCAGAAUAUCCUCCCCCACCCCUUGGCCCCAUUCCUCCAGUUCUCCCUGUUCCUCCUGGCUUUCCUCCUGGACCUCAAAUUCCGGUCCCUCGACCACCAGUGGAAUAUCCAUAUCCAUCUCGGGAACCACCAAGGGUGCUGCCAGUCAACGUCACUGAUUACUGCCAGUUGGUCCGCUAUCUCUGUCAAAAUGGACGCUGCAUUCCAACUCCUGGGAGUUACCGGUGUGAGUGCAACAAAGGGUUCCAGCUGGACCUCCGUGGGGAGUGUAUUGAUGUUGAUGAAUGUGAGAAAAACCCCUGUGCUGGUGGCGAGUGUAUCAACAACCAGGGUUCGUACACUUGUCAGUGCCGAGCUGGAUAUCAGAGCACACUCACACGGACAGAAUGCCGAGACAUUGAUGAGUGUUUACAGAAUGGCCGGAUCUGCAAUAACGGACGCUGCAUCAACACAGAUGGCAGUUUUCAUUGCGUGUGUAAUGCAGGCUUUCAUGUUACACGAGAUGGGAAGAACUGUGAAGAUAUGGAUGAAUGCAGCAUAAGGAACAUGUGCCUUAAUGGAAUGUGUAUCAAUGAAGAUGGCAGUUUUAAAUGUAUUUGCAAACCUGGAUUCCAGCUGGCAUCAGAUGGGCGUUAUUGCAAAGACAUUAACGAGUGUGAAACCCCUGGGAUCUGCAUGAAUGGGCGUUGCGUCAACACUGACGGCUCCUACAGAUGUGAAUGCUUCCCUGGACUGGCUGUGGGUCUGGAUGGACGUGUGUGUGUUGACACGCACAUGCGGAGUACAUGCUAUGGUGGAUACAAGAGAGGCCAGUGUAUCAAACCUUUGUUUGGUGCUGUCACGAAAUCUGAAUGCUGUUGUGCCAGCACUGAGUAUGCAUUUGGGGAACCUUGCCAGCCGUGUCCUGCACAGAAUUCAGCGGAAUAUCAGGCGCUCUGCAGCAGCGGGCCGGGAAUGACGUCAGCAGGCAGUGAUAUAAAUGAAUGUGCACUAGAUCCUGAUAUUUGCCCAAAUGGAAUCUGUGAAAACCUUCGUGGGACCUAUAAAUGUAUAUGCAAUUCAGGAUAUGAAGUGGAUUCGACUGGGAAGAACUGUGUUGAUAUUAACGAAUGUGUACUGAACAGUCUCCUUUGUGACAAUGGACAAUGUAGAAAUACUCCUGGAAGUUUUGUCUGUACCUGCCCCAAAGGAUUUAUCUACAAACCUGACCUAAAAACGUGUGAAGACAUUGAUGAAUGCGAAUCAAGUCCUUGCAUUAAUGGAGUCUGCAAGAACAGCCCAGGUUCUUUUAUUUGUGAAUGUUCUUCUGAAAGUACUUUGGAUCCAACAAAAACCAUCUGCAUAGAAACCAUCAAGGGAACUUGCUGGCAGACUGUCAUCGAUGGGCGGUGUGAGAUCAACAUCAAUGGAGCCACCUUAAAGUCCCAGUGCUGCUCCUCCCUCGGUGCUGCGUGGGGAAGCCCGUGCACCCUAUGCCAAGUUGAUCCCAUAUGUGGUAAAGGGUACUCAAGAAUUAAAGGAACACAGUGUGAAGAUAUAGAUGAAUGUGAAGUGUUCCCAGGAGUGUGCAAAAAUGGCCUGUGUGUUAACACUAGGGGGUCAUUCAAGUGUCAGUGUCCCAGUGGAAUGACUUUGGAUGCCACAGGAAGGAUCUGUCUUGAUAUCCGCCUGGAAACCUGCUUCCUGAGGUAUGAGGACGAGGAGUGCACCCUGCCUAUUGCUGGCCGCCACCGCAUGGAUGCCUGCUGCUGCUCCGUUGGGGCAGCCUGGGGUACUGAGGAAUGCGAGGAGUGUCCCAUGAGAAAUACUCCUGAGUACGAGGAGCUGUGUCCCAGAGGACCCGGAUUUGCCACAAAAGAAAUUACAAAUGGAAAGCCUUUCUUCAAAGAUAUCAAUGAGUGCAAGAUGAUUCCCAGCCUCUGCACCCAUGGCAAGUGCAGAAACACCAUCGGCAGCUUUAAGUGCAGGUGUGACAGCGGCUUUGCUCUGGAUUCCGAAGAAAGGAACUGCACAGACAUUGACGAAUGCCGCAUAUCUCCUGACCUCUGUGGCAGAGGCCAGUGUGUGAACACCCCUGGUGACUUCGAAUGCAAGUGUGACGAAGGCUAUGAAAGUGGAUUCAUGAUGAUGAAGAACUGCAUGGAUAUCGAUGAGUGUCAGAGAGAUCCUCUCCUGUGCCGAGGUGGCGUUUGCCAUAACACAGAGGGAAGUUACCGCUGUGAAUGCCCGCCUGGCCAUCAGCUGUCCCCCAACAUCUCCGCAUGUAUCGACAUCAAUGAGUGUGAGCUGAGUGCGCACCUGUGCCCCAAUGGCCGCUGCGUGAACCUCAUAGGGAAGUAUCAGUGUACCUGCAACCCUGGCUACCAUUCAACUCCCGAUAGGCUAUUUUGUGUUGACAUUGAUGAAUGCAGCAUAAUGAAUGGUGGUUGUGAAACCUUCUGCACAAACUCUGAAGGCAGCUAUGAAUGUAGCUGUCAGCCGGGAUUUGCACUAAUGCCUGACCAGAGAUCAUGCACCGACAUCGAUGAGUGUGAAGAUAAUCCCAAUAUCUGUGAUGGUGGUCAGUGCACAAAUAUCCCUGGAGAGUACAGGUGCUUGUGUUAUGAUGGAUUCAUGGCAUCUGAAGACAUGAAGACUUGUGUCGAUGUCAAUGAGUGUGACCUGAAUCCAAAUAUCUGCCUAAGUGGAACCUGUGAAAACACGAAAGGCUCAUUUAUCUGCCACUGUGAUAUGGGCUAUUCUGGCAAAAAAGGAAAAACUGGCUGUACAGACAUCAAUGAAUGUGAAAUUGGAGCACACAACUGUGGCAGACAUGCUGUGUGUACCAACACAGCAGGAAGCUUCAAAUGCAGCUGCAGUCCUGGGUGGAUUGGAGAUGGCAUUAAGUGCACUGAUCUGGACGAAUGUUCCAAUGGAACCCAUAUGUGCAGCCAGCAUGCAGACUGCAAGAAUACCAUGGGAUCUUACCGCUGUCUGUGCAAGGAAGGAUACACAGGCGAUGGCUUCACUUGUACAGACCUUGAUGAGUGCUCUGAGAAUCUGAAUCUCUGUGGCAACGGCCAGUGCCUCAAUGCCCCGGGAGGAUACCGCUGUGAAUGCGACAUGGGCUUCGUGCCCAGUGCUGACGGGAAAGCCUGUGAAGAUAUUGAUGAGUGCUCCCUUCCAAACAUCUGUGUCUUUGGAACUUGCCACAACCUCCCAGGCCUGUUCCGCUGUGAGUGUGAGAUAGGCUACGAACUGGACAGAAGCGGCGGGAACUGCACAGAUGUUAAUGAAUGCCUGGAUCCAACCACGUGCAUCAGUGGAAACUGUGUCAACACUCCAGGCAGCUAUACCUGUGACUGCCCACCUGAUUUCGAACUGAACCCAACUCGAGUUGGCUGUGUUGACACCCGCUCUGGAAAUUGCUAUUUGGAUAUUCGACCUCGAGGAGACAAUGGAGAUACAGCCUGCAGCAAUGAAAUUGGAGUUGGUGUUUCUAAAGCUUCCUGCUGCUGUUCUCUGGGGAAAGCCUGGGGUACUCCUUGUGAGAUGUGCCCUGCUGUGAACACAUCCGAGUACAAAAUUCUUUGUCCUGGAGGGGAAGGUUUCCGACCAAAUCCUAUCACCGUUAUAUUGGAAGAUAUUGAUGAGUGCCAGGAGCUACCAGGGCUGUGCCAAGGAGGAAAAUGUAUCAACACCUUUGGGAGUUUCCAGUGCCGCUGUCCAACCGGCUACUACCUGAAUGAAGAUACACGAGUGUGUGAUGAUGUGAAUGAAUGUGAGACUCCUGGAAUCUGUGGUCCAGGGACAUGUUACAACACCGUUGGCAACUACACCUGUAUCUGUCCUCCAGACUACAUGCAAGUGAAUGGGGGAAAUAAUUGCAUGGAUAUGAGAAGAAGUUUGUGCUACAGAAACUACUAUGCUGACAACCAGACCUGUGAUGGAGAACUGUUAUUCAACAUGACCAAGAAGAUGUGCUGCUGUUCCUACAACAUUGGCCGGGCCUGGAAUAAGCCCUGUGAACAGUGUCCCAUCCCAAGUACAGAUGAGUUUGCUACACUCUGUGGAAGUCAAAGGCCAGGCUUUGUCAUCGACAUUUACACCGGUUUACCCGUUGAUAUUGAUGAGUGCCGGGAGAUCCCAGGGGUCUGUGAAAAUGGAGUGUGCAUCAACAUGGUUGGCAGCUUCCGAUGUGAAUGUCCAGUGGGAUUCUUCUAUAAUGACAAGUUGUUGGUUUGUGAAGAUAUUGACGAGUGUCAGAACGGCCCAGUGUGCCAGCGCAACGCCGAAUGCAUCAACACUGCAGGCAGCUACCGCUGUGACUGUAAGCCCGGCUACCGCUUCACCUCCACAGGACAGUGCAAUGAUCGCAAUGAAUGUCAGGAAAUCCCCAAUAUAUGCAGUCAUGGGCAGUGCAUUGACACAGUUGGAAGCUUUUAUUGCCUUUGCCACACUGGCUUUAAAACAAAUGCUGACCAAACCAUGUGCUUGGACAUAAAUGAGUGUGAAAGAGAUGCCUGUGGGAAUGGAACUUGCCGGAACACAAUCGGUUCCUUCAACUGCCGCUGCAAUCAUGGUUUCAUCCUUUCUCACAACAAUGACUGUAUAGAUGUCGAUGAAUGUGCAAGUGGAAACGGGAACCUUUGCCGAAAUGGCCAAUGCAUUAAUACAGUGGGGUCUUUCCAGUGCCAGUGCAAUGAAGGCUAUGAGGUGGCUCCAGAUGGGAGGACCUGUGUGGAUAUCAAUGAAUGUCUUCUAGAACCCAGAAAAUGUGCACCAGGUACCUGUCAAAACUUGGAUGGGUCCUACAGAUGCAUUUGCCCACCUGGAUACAGUCUUCAAGAUGACAAGUGUGAAGAUAUUGAUGAGUGUGUUGAAGAGCCAGAAAUUUGUGCCCUGGGCACAUGCAGUAACACUGAAGGCAGCUUCAAAUGUCUAUGUCCAGAAGGGUUUUCCUUGUCCUCCAGUGGAAGAAGGUGCCAAGAUUUGCGAAUGAGCUACUGUUACGCGAAGUUUGAAGGAGGAAAGUGUUCAUCACCCAAAUCCAGAAAUCACUCCAAACAGGAAUGCUGCUGCGCCCUGAAGGGAGAAGGCUGGGGGGACCCCUGCGAGCUCUGCCCCACGGAACCUGAUGAGGCCUUCCGCCAGAUCUGUCCUUAUGGAAGUGGGAUCAUCGUGGGACCUGAUGAUUCAGCAGUUGACAUGGACGAAUGCAAAGAACCCGAUGUCUGUAAACAUGGACAGUGCAUCAAUACAGAUGGCUCCUAUCGCUGCGAGUGUCCCUUUGGUUAUAUUCUAGCAGGGAACGAAUGUGUGGAUACUGAUGAAUGUUCUGUCGGCAAUCCUUGUGGAAAUGGAACCUGCAAGAAUGUGAUUGGAGGUUUUGAAUGCACCUGUGAGGAGGGAUUUGAGCCCGGUCCAAUGAUGACAUGUGAAGAUAUAAAUGAAUGUGCCCAGAAUCCUCUGCUCUGUGCCUUCCGAUGUGUGAACACUUACGGGUCAUAUGAAUGCAAAUGUCCCGUGGGAUAUGUGCUCAGAGAAGACCGUAGGAUGUGCAGAGACGAGGAUGAGUGUGAAGAGGGAAAACAUGACUGUACUGAAAAACAAAUGGAAUGCAAGAACCUCAUUGGCACAUACAUGUGCAUCUGUGGACCCGGGUAUCAGCGGAGACCUGAUGGAGAAGGCUGUGUAGAUGAGAAUGAAUGUCAGACGAAGCCAGGGAUCUGUGAGAAUGGGCGCUGCCUCAACACCCGUGGGAGCUACACCUGCGAGUGUAAUGACGGGUUUACCGCCAGCCCCAACCAGGACGAGUGCCUCGACAAUCGGGAAGGGUACUGCUUCACAGAGGUGCUACAAAACAUGUGUCAGAUCGGCUCCAGCAACAGGAACCCUGUCACCAAAUCUGAAUGCUGCUGUGAUGGAGGGAGAGGCUGGGGUCCCCACUGUGAGAUCUGCCCUUUCCAGGGGACUGUGGCUUUCAAGAAACUCUGUCCCCAUGGCCGAGGAUUCAUGACCAACGGAGCAGAUAUCGAUGAAUGCAAGGUUAUUCAUGAUGUUUGCCGAAAUGGGGAGUGUGUCAAUGACAGAGGAUCGUAUCAUUGCAUUUGUAAAACUGGGUACACUCCAGAUAUAACUGGGACUUCCUGUGUAGAUCUGAACGAGUGCAACCAGGCUCCCAAACCCUGCAAUUUUAUCUGCAAAAACACAGAAGGGAGUUACCAGUGUUCAUGCCCGAAAGGCUACAUUCUGCAAGAGGAUGGAAGGAGCUGCAAAGAUCUUGAUGAGUGUGCAACCAAGCAACACAACUGCCAGUUCCUGUGUGUUAACACCAUUGGCGGCUUCACAUGCAAAUGUCCUCCCGGAUUUACCCAGCACCAUACGGCCUGCAUUGAUAACAAUGAGUGCACCUCUGACAUCAAUCUGUGCGGGUCUAAGGGCAUUUGCCAGAACACUCCUGGAAGCUUCACCUGUGAAUGCCAGCGGGGAUUCUCACUUGAUCAGACCGGCUCCAGCUGUGAAGACGUGGACGAGUGCGAGGGUAACCACCGCUGCCAGCACGGCUGCCAGAACAUCAUCGGGGGCUACCGGUGCAGCUGCCCCCAGGGCUACCUCCAGCACUACCAGUGGAACCAGUGUGUUGAUGAAAACGAAUGCCUCAGCGCUCACAUCUGCGGAGGAGCCUCCUGUCACAACACCCUGGGGAGCUACAAGUGCAUGUGUCCCGCCGGCUUCCAGUAUGAACAGUUCAGUGGAGGAUGCCAAGACAUCAAUGAAUGUGGCUCUUCGCAGGCCCCCUGCAGCUAUGGCUGUUCCAACACCGAGGGCGGUUACCUGUGUGGCUGUCCACCUGGUUACUUCCGCAUAGGCCAAGGGCACUGUGUUUCUGGAAUGGGCAUGGGCCGAGGAAACCCAGAGCCACCUGUCAGUGGUGAAAUGGAUGACAAUUCACUCUCCCCAGAGGCUUGUUACGAGUGUAAGAUCAAUGGCUACCCCAAACGGGGCAGGAAACGGAGAAGCACAAACGAAACGGAUGCCUCCAAUAUCGAGGAUCAGUCUGAGACAGAAGCCAAUGUGAGUCUUGCAAGUUGGGAUGUUGAGAAGAUGGCCAUCUUCGCUUUCAAUAUUUCCCACAUCAGUAACAAGGUUCGAAUCCUAGAACUCCUUCCAGCUCUUACAACUCUGACGAAUCACAACAGAUACUUGAUCGAAUCUGGAAAUGAAGAUGGCUUCUUUAAAAUCAACCAAAAGGAAGGGAUCAGCUACCUCCACUUCACAAAGAAGAAGCCAGUGGCUGGAACCUAUUCAUUACAAAUCAGUAGUACUCCACUUUAUAAAAAGAAAGAACUUAACCAACUAGAAGACAAAUAUGACAAAGACUACCUCAGUGGUGAACUGGGUGAUAAUCUGAAGAUGAAAAUCCAGGUUUUGCUUCAUUAAUUCACCAUCCAGAGACCAAAUAAUUAAAAGAAAAACAAAUAUAGAUAGGUAGAACUAUAUUUUCCCCCAAUCAGAAUCAUCAUAUCAUAGGUACAAUCUUUCACCAAGUAAAUUUGUAUAAAUAAGCACUAUUCUUGUAUUACCAAAGCAAGGUACAGGUGACUACCCUAGUUCAAAACAACCACUUUCUCAGGCUUCUCGUGUGUGUAGCUAAGCUACCUUGUCAUAUGUGUUGAUUCUUGAAAACUGGGACAUGUAUUUCCAUUGGGGGUUGGCCAUUUAUGCUGACACGCCAUCCUUCCACAAACAUACAGGAAUGUGCUUUCAAUUGAUGGACUACUCUGUUUUUUGCAAAUUUGUAAACUUUGCUUCUCCAAAUACCAGUACUAGGUUGGCCAUUUAUGAUACCUAUUUGGUGCUAGUAAAUUUUCAAACUAGAUUUAUAAAUGCACUGUAAUAUUUACACAACUUAGAAACCAAAUUACAAGUAUUCAGUUCCAAUACUUCAUUAAUUUCAAUCAACCAAAGUUAGUUCAGUAGCUUAUCUCAGUUAUGAGUAUAAUACAUUACAUGUAAAUUAAGUGUGUGUAUACUGUAAUCGUGCUAUUUUUUAUCAUUGAAACAUUUAUAAACUAGAAUAAUAAUGCCCUUAAUGUGAGGGUUUGUAAUGGUGCUUAUUAAGACCAAAGACUUGUUAAAUGUAUACACCAAAUGGUAAUGAAAUUUCUGUGACUGGCCCACGCGUGCAUAGAGGUCUGGGAGGACCAGGAAACAGCCUCAGUGGCCAGAGGAUCACCAGUGCAUCCUUCAUCACAGCAUGUGCAAUAUGCCAAGAUUACCCUCGGUCAUUCCUGUCAACAAGGGGUCAAUGUCAUAAAUGUCACAAUAAAACAAUCUCUUCUUUUUUUUAGUUUACCCCUUGGCUUUGUGUUCUUGCAUGGAUUUGGGGUUGGAGGGGCCAUUCUGGAUGCUAAAUAAAGUCUCCUGGAUUUAAAUUA